AUGACCGACGUAGGACAAGUGACCCCAACCCUCCCUUCCCAGGAGCACCAGCACCAGCAGCAACUACGCGCGUCUGAUCAACAGAGUCACGUCCAAGAACUCCAGUCCACAACGGGUGCCCUCGAUACCUUCAGCCACCAGGGUUACUCUAACCAGUCUCUUCAGCAACAACCGCCAGGGCACCAGGAAAUGACCUUCCACCACCACCACCAACACCAUCACCACCACCACAAUCAACACCAGCCAACGCAUGAUAGACAGCUAGUUGAGGAUAUCACGCGUGCGUUCCUGUUGCAAGAAAUGACCAGCGAUCCGACAGGGGUCCGUCAGGGGUCGCAGUCAAUGCUGCUUCAACAGCACGCCCCCUCUUCUGUCCUGCCCGCCGAGGCCGACGAUGAACUAAACAUCUAUGACUACAUCUAUGCCAAGCAGGAGGACGACGACGAGCCAGAGGAUCACGUUGUCUCGGCAAGUUCAUUAUCUGCCACACCUGCUGCGAUUCAAGAUCUCUCUUCCCACCACCACCUCUCUCCCGUCUUGACUGCAUCCUCCGUCGCUGUCGUCUCUCCCUCUUCCCACUCUGUCACCGCCACCUCCUCCUCUUCCUCCUCUUCUGUCUCGCAAUAUGACCAUGCCACCGCGGACACCAUGAGCAAGGACACUUCCGAUUCGACCCUUGACACCAGCAGUAUCAAGGCCAAGGACGACAACGAUAACGACAUCGGCAGCAACGUUCUCUUUGGACCCGUCAACUAUAUGGACACCACCGCCAUGGAGAUUUAUGAGUCAUCACAGGUCGUGUCCCUGCCCAACCAGGACCUCUAUCGCCUUCUCCUCGACGAGUUGCAGUCGACCACCCAGCGUGAAAAGUACUUUUCAACCCACACGGAAGCGCCCAUCGUUGCCAUGUCCUUUCUCUACAAUGGACAACAGACCCAGACGCAGACCCCAACAAAUCCAAACAUGCCCAUGAUGGGCGAGACCGCGGCGAGUCCGAGCGUAUUCUCUACAAAGCCUGAACCCUUGCUGGCGGUCAAAUCCGAAUUCGAGCCAGAGAUGGGGACAUCAGAUCCGGGGCCUGCCGCUUCAUCAUUUUUAUCGGCCGGGGUAACAACCCCUUACUCGAGCGCGAUGGAGGAUGUCUUUAUGGAAACAGCUGACCCAGAAGACGACCCUAUGUCGCCAGGACACUCGUUUUCUUCGCCGUCUUCCUCGGGUUCGGUUACACCAGAAUUGACGUCACCUUUGCUCCUGCCUACCAACAUCAGUUCGCUCCCUUCCUCUUUCCCUCCAUCUCCCAGGCCCGAGCACGCCAAAACAGCUCUCAAGAUUACCGUGCCCAAGUUGUCCAAGCCCGCUUUCGGUGCCUCCAAGCCUACCAGUCGAACUGCCAGCACCUCACCCAUCAUCCAACUCAAGCUGGAGUCUGCAAUCGAACAGCACAAUGCGAGACACAAGGUUACAGGAGCGAAAAGGAACAACAAUCAAUCGCACGCCGAGCCAGGAACAACACAGCCAGGACGUGCCAAAAAGCGCAAACUGAGCCGACAACAACAAAUGACAAGUGUCUCCCCUAGUCUCUCGCCCAUCCUGACAGCACUCCCUUCGCCCCCAGCGUCUGUUAGGACAACGCCGCCUAUGCACCCCUCUGUCAUGGAUAUUUCUUCAGCUCUCGAGAAAAUCGACUUGCCUCCUCCGUCUAUCCCUGUGAAGGGCGCCGCUACUGUCGAGCCAUCAUCCCCCGUCUCGCCAAUCACCCCCUCCCACACCAAGGACGCUUUGAACAGAACUGGAUCAUCAGCAGAGGAGGAGGAGGAUGAUGUGAUCAUGGAUUCGGCCACCGAAUCGACCAGCAGUCGCCCUGUAAAAAAGAAGAACGCCAACGCCAAGAACAAGCGACCCUGGACGACAGAGGAGGAAAAGCUGUUGCUGAAAAUGGUUGACGACCAGAUGCCCAUCAAGGAUAUUGCCGAGACUCUUGACCGGUCGGUCCACUCUGUUCGUUCGCGGCGUCAGGUGUUGACAGACCCAGGAUUCGUCAAGGGCAACGGGCACGCUCAACCUCGCCGCUCUAAACCCGACCCUUCGUCAAAGCUCCCGACCUACUCGCAGAUGGCGUUCUUGUCCUUGGCCAGACUGCCAGAUCUCCAGGGCACGCUCAACGAUGUUGCCAGCAUGGUUGAGAAGCUGUUUAGCAGAUACCUCAACCGGAUCCCCAGGACUGGCCACAAGAAUCUUCAGAUCUGGCGCGCUCAGAUUUCGGACGCGUUGGCCCACGAGAAGGGUCAUCCUCGUCCACGUUUUGAGAGCUUUGGGAUCAAGCGAGGCCGCCAGUGGGUCUACCGUCUCACCGUCUUUGGCAAGGGUGUCAUGGAAGCGAUGGAAGGUGUUGACGAGAUUUGCGAAGACCUGUUGAAGAACAGUGAGACGUUGGCUGGAGGAGUCGAUGGCGAGGGCACUGCAGCUGGAGGAGCUGGAGCAGGACUUGGACAGGGCAGCGGAUAUGGAUACAGCUACUGCCCUGACGCGUUUACAACAAAAUCGAACUCCAAGGACUCGGACUCGUCGAUUGAUCUGGAUGCGGUCAAGAAGGAGGUCGUGGAGGAUACCAGCCCAGAGGCACUUGCGGCAUCUGCGGCGAUUGCCAAUGCGAUGGCUGCAAUGGCGGCUGGUAUGGCAGCCAUGACGGCAGCUGAGGACGAGAAGACUGCGGCAGCUCUUUCGAUGAGCGUUCUCAAGACAGGAUUGUCUGAUGCCAAGGGCAAGGAGAGUCAUGUCACCACCGCCUCUGGAUCUCGUGGCCGUCGCUGCCGUGCUUAG
Linnemannia hyalina is the source of this 2820-nucleotide messenger RNA. Lineage: Eukaryota; Fungi; Mortierellomycota; Mortierellomycetes; Mortierellales; Mortierellaceae. The record is from the annotation of a GenBank genome assembly.